Molecule: messenger RNA, 2812 nt
Organism: Rattus norvegicus (Norway rat)
Lineage: Eukaryota; Metazoa; Chordata; Mammalia; Rodentia; Muridae
Source: RefSeq
CGAUCUGAAUAAUUGAGGAGCGAUUCAGCAGCAGCCGCUGCCUCCUGCCUUCCUUUAUCACCACCACCGCCUCCAUCUCAGCUGUAAGUGCAGACCGCCGGACAUUAGCAUCCAAUCCAGACCAUCACCUCCAGCCCCUCUGAGGUUCAUGCCCAAGACCAGGCUGCCGUGGCUCCCACUGGGCCUUUCUUAAAGGGACAAGCACUAAUUGCUCCAUGAGUUCCAGAAUCAUCCACUGAGGCUUCCAUAGUCCUUUUCCAUCCGCAAGCCUUCACUGCAACGCUACUGUUCAAGAUGAGUGGCUUUCUGUCCUCACUGGACCCCCGGCGGGUACAGUGGGGGGCUGCCUGGUAUGCAAUGCACUCUCGGAUCCUGCGCACCAAGCCGGUGGAGUCCAUGCUGGAAGGAACUGGGGCCACCUCAGCGCACGGUACCAAGCUAGCCCAGGUGCUCACCACUGUAGACCUCAUCUCUCUCGGAGUCGGCAGCUGUGUGGGCACGGGCAUGUAUGUGGUGUCUGGCCUGGUGGCCAAGGAGAUGGCAGGACCUGGGGUCAUCGUGUCAUUCAUUAUCGCUGCUGUCGCAUCUAUUUUAUCAGGUGUGUGCUAUGCAGAGUUUGGAGUUCGAGUCCCCAAGACCACAGGAUCUGCCUACACCUACAGCUAUGUCACUGUUGGGGAGUUCGUGGCCUUUUUCAUUGGCUGGAACUUGAUCCUGGAGUACCUGAUAGGCACUGCAGCUGGUGCCAGUGCCCUGAGCAGUAUGUUUGACUCCCUGGCAAACCACACCAUCAGCCGCUGGAUGGUGGACACCGUGGGAACCCUCAACGGCCUGGGGAAAGGGGAGGAAUCAUACCCAGACCUUCUGGCUCUGGUGAUUGCGGUCAUUGUGACCAUCAUUGUGGCUCUGGGUGUGAAGAACUCCGUGGGCUUCAACAACGUCCUCAAUGUGCUGAACCUGGCAGUGUGGGUGUUCAUCAUGAUCGCAGGCCUCUUCUUCGUCAAUGGCAAAUACUGGGCUGAAGGCCAGUUCCUGCCCCACGGCUGGUCAGGGGUGCUGCAGGGAGCAGCCACGUGCUUCUAUGCUUUCAUUGGCUUUGACAUCAUUGCCACCACUGGCGAGGAAGCCAAGAACCCCAACACAUCCAUCCCGUAUGCCAUCACUGCAUCCCUGGUCAUCUGCCUGACAGCGUAUGUGUCUGUGAGCAUGAUCUUAACUCUGAUGGUGCCCUAUUAUGCCAUUGACACGGAGUCCCCGCUCAUGGAGAUGUUUGUGGCCCAUGGCUUCUAUGCUGCCAAGUUUGUAGUGGCCAUUGGGUCAGUGGCAGGACUGACCGUCAGCUUGCUGGGUUCCCUCUUCCCCAUGCCCAGGGUCAUUUAUGCCAUGGCCGGUGAUGGGCUGCUUUUCAGGUAAGGGGUUCCUGGCUCAUGUGAGCUCCUACACAGAGACGCCAGUGGUAGCUUGCAUCGUAUCAGGAUUCCUGGCGGCUCUCCUCUCCCUGCUGGUGAGCCUGAGGGACCUGAUAGAGAUGAUGUCCAUCGGCACGCUCCUCGCCUACACCCUGGUCUCUGUCUGUGUCCUGCUUCUUCGUUAUCAGCCUGAGAGCGACAUCGAUGGUUUUGUCAAGUUCCUGUCUGAGGAGCACACCAAGAAGAAGGAAGGCAUCCUGGCUGACUGUGAGAAGGAAACUUGUUCUCCCGUGAGUGAAGGGGAGGAAUUUUCCAGCCCAGCCACCAACACCUGUGGGGCCAAGAACCUGCCGUCCUUGGGAGACAAUGAGAUGCUCAUAGGGAAAUCGGAUAAGUCCGCCUACAACGUCAACCACCCCAACUAUGGCACCGUGGACAUGACCACCGGCAUAGAAGCCGAUGAAUCAGAAAACAUCUAUCUCAUCAAGUUGAAGAAGCUGAUCGGACCCCGUUACUACACGAUGAGAAUCCGGCUAGGGCUUCCAGGCAAAAUGGACCGGCCCACGGCAGCGACCGGGCACACAGUGACCAUCUGCGUGCUCCUGCUGUUCAUCCUCAUGUUCAUCUUCUGCUCCUUCGUCAUCUUUGGCUCCGAGUACAUCUCAGGCCAGAGCUGGUGGGCCAUCCUUCUGGUUGUUCUGAUGCUGCUGCUCAUCACCGUGCUGGUGUUCGUCAUCCUGCAGCAGCCAGAGAACCCCAAGAAGCUGCCGUACAUGGCCCCCUGCCUCCCCUUUGUGCCUGCCUUUGCCAUGCUGGUGAAUAUCUAUCUCAUGCUAAAGCUCUCCACCAUCACAUGGAUCCGGUUUGCGGUCUGGUGCUUUGUGGGUAUGCUCAUUUACUUUGGGUAUGGUAUCUGGAACAGCACCUUGGAAAUCAGCGCCCGAGAGCAGGCCCUGCACCAAAGCACAUACCAGCGCUACGACGUGGAUGACCCCUUUUCCGUGGAGGAGGGGUUCUCCUAUGCCACCGAGGGCGAGAGCCAGGAGGACUGGGGUGGGCCGGCUGAGGACAAAGGCUUCUAUUACCAACAGAUGUCAGAUGCGAAGGCAAACAGCCGGACCAGUAGCAAAGCGAAAAGCAAAAGCAAACACAAACAGAACUCGGAGGCCCUGAUCGAGAAUGACGAGUUAGAUUGCUCUCCUGAGUAAGGCGCAGGAGCCUAGAGAGGGUAAAUCAGCCUGUGUUCUAGAAGGUGGAAACUUCUUCCGACUCUCAUUUCACAAACCCAGCCUUCCCCAAGGUCCAUCCCCAGGCAUAAUCUGUCAUUUGCUGUUUCUGCUGUUCAGGGGAAUACCGUUGAAGGGUUUUACCCAGGGCCCUUAGCCAGCCCUCUCGUUAAAAAA